AUGGCACACAGGAGACACGGCAGGCUGCCAUGGAAGGAGCUGUUUGAGCCAAGCAUUAAGUUGGCACGCUUGGGUUUCCCUAUAGGCAAAGCCCUGGCCAAGGCCAUCGCCAGCAACGAGGAAGAUAUUAAAAGAAAUGCCAAUAUGUGCGAAGUGUUCUGUGACUCCCAGAAAAACAUCCUGAAGGAAAAUGAUAUCAUUAAAUUUCCCAAACUAGCAGACACCUACAAGAGGAUAGCGGAGGAAGGACCUGAUGUUUUUUACAAUGGGACAAUGGCACAGACAAUUGUUGAUGACAUCCAGGCAGCAGGUGGGAUUAUCACCCUGGAGGACCUGUUGGACUACAGGCCUGUGUUGAAUGAGAACCCACUGAAGCUGACGGUGGGCGAGUACACCAUGCACGUCCCAGACGCCCCCUCCAGCGGCCCAGUCCUGGCACUCAUACUCAACAUAGUGGACGGGUAUAACUUCACUGGCACAAGUGUUUCAACGGCCGAGAAAAAGACUCUGACAUAUCACCGCAUCAUGGAGGCUUUCCGGUUUGCUUAUGCCAAGAGGAGCAAACUAGGGGAUCCACGUUAUCUCAAUAUCACUGAUCUCAUCCACAACAUGACCUCAGACUACUUUGCUGACGGGAUCAGGAGCAAGAUCACAGAUGACACCACUCAUCCCGACAGCUACUACGAGCAAGAUUAUUUUGUCCCAGACAAUCAUGGGACAACACACCUGUCCGUCAUAGCUGAGGAUGGAAGUGCUGUGGCUGCCACCAGCACAAUCAAUCAAUAUUUUGGCUCAAAAGUCAUGUCCCGAUCAACUGGCAUCAUUUUUAAUGAUGAGAUGGAUGACUUCAGCUCUCCACACAUCACCAACGACUUUGGAAUCCCUCCAUCUCCUAACAACUUCAUCCAGCCUGGUAAAAGGCCUCUCUCUUCUAUGUGCCCAACUAUUAUCUCUGACAAAGACAAUAGAGUGAAAAUGGUGGUGGGAGCCUCUGGUGGAACAAAGAUCACCACAGCAACUGCCCUAGUGAUUCUGAAUACCUUGUUCUUUGACUACGACCUCAAAAAAGCUGUGACACUACCUCGAAUUCACAAUCAACUCUACCUAAAUAUGACUGUGGAGGACGGCUUUGAAAAGAGUGUAUUAGAUGGCCUGGUAAAGAAGAACCAUGUAACAAAGACGGUGCAUCCUGAUUCAGUGGUGCAGGCGGUGGUGAGACAGGGGGAGCGGCUCUGUGCCGAGUCCGACUCCAGGAAAGGGGGCUAUCCAGCGGGCUACUGAGUCUUACCUCACCUCUUCCUUCCCAAACCUGGAGUGUACCUCCAUAAAGAGGCAGGGAUAGAGCUAAGUAUCUGGAAAGACACGAAAACAAUUCCUCCUCAAGGUGACACUCUCUUUCUUCAAUUGAAAUUCAUUUCAAGACGUGGAAAAUGACUUUACUCCACAUCAAUACCUCCUCCAUUCACACCAAAUAAUCGGCGGCAUUUCUGCUUUUAUUUCAGCAUUAUUCAUUGUUUAUUUUUGUGUUUUGAAAAAGAAGUGAGGUUGCAACUCUGAAAGUGGCAUUUUUUCAAUCCUAGCUGUAUCAAGAGAUCAUCAUUAUCGAUUAUCCUGAAGAUAGAAGUUUAUUAAUGCAGUGCAGUGGGGUAGCAGAAAGCUAGACUGCAACUUUAGAUUCCUGCUGGAUGUAAAUACCAAUGGGCCAGAACUUUAUGGAUGCCAUGAAUCUUCUGAUAUACAUUAUGAAAUAGUUUGCCUAGGAAAUAUUAGCCAACAUAUUAGUCAAAUUACUCUGUGAUGAUGAGCGAUCAUUCUGUUUGACAGAAAAAUAGCCAUUUAUCUGAGAUUUAAGGAAAGCAAUGUUUUAGGGGAGAAUAUGAACACCAAUAUGGAAGGUUGUCAAAGUAGUUUGUCUGUCCAUUGAACAAAUCAAAUGUAGAGAAAUUACUGUUUUAUCUCUCCAUCAAGGAAAAAUGGUCUGUAUGUUUUAACCUCAGGCCUUAACCUCAGGUCUUAACUGGUCAGGUUGCUAUAUCUGUUGGUGCUUUAUGGGUUGGCUAAAUCACAAACAGAUCUGGCAACCAGGCUACAGGUCUACUAUCUGCCUUAUGAAGAUGUUGGUCACAGGUAGCUACAUUUUUCCUUUCAUGAGGAAGCAUAUUCUGAUCUGUUAACUGAAAACUGUGAUAUCUGUUUUUCCGAUUUCAUCUCAACUCUGACCGUUGCCCAUGGGGGCCUAUUGUUAACAAGGGCUCAAAUAUGGCUGCCAUUUAACUACUCAAAUGAUAUUUUUACAUUUUUUGUGAUGCAGAAUGUUGAGAAAAACACAUAAAUUGUUCAUGUUUAAUAUGUAGUAAGACCAUAGCAGUACAGUGAAUGUAUAGUGUAUUUUACAUUUGCAUAUAUAUAUUUUUAAACAUGCAUUGU
Messenger RNA from Salvelinus namaycush (lake trout), 2427 nucleotides. RefSeq names its product glutathione hydrolase 1 proenzyme-like. NCBI's taxonomy places the organism in Eukaryota, Metazoa, Chordata, Actinopteri, Salmoniformes, Salmonidae. The transcript has 9 exons. The coding region runs from base 1 to 1281 and encodes 426 amino acids. Gene Ontology annotation, cellular component: plasma membrane. The record is from RefSeq and is a predicted model, not a curated record. Gene Ontology annotation, molecular function: glutathione gamma-glutamate hydrolase. Gene Ontology annotation, biological process: regulation of immune system process; regulation of inflammatory response; glutathione catabolic process.